This is a messenger RNA of Humulus lupulus (European hop), 567 nucleotides long. RefSeq lists its product as uncharacterized. The transcript has a single exon. Lineage: Eukaryota; Viridiplantae; Streptophyta; Magnoliopsida; Rosales; Cannabaceae. The record is from RefSeq and is a predicted model, not a curated record. Bases 1 to 567 code for a protein of 188 amino acids.
AUGCUAUGUCAAGAUCUUGUGAGAGGAUAUGGGAGGAAAAAUAAACAGGCAUCUUGCCUUUUCAAAAUUGAUCUUCAGAAAGCCUAUGACUCUCUGGAUUGGAAGUUUUUACAAGAAAUGUUGACAGCUCUUAAGUUCCCUGGUCAGUUUAUACAAUUAGUAAUGAUUUGUGUGACUACAGCUAGAUUUUCUGUCAUGAUUAAUGGGGCUCCUACAAAUCUUAUUCAUGCUAGAAGAGGGUUAAGGAAAGUGGACCUGAUGUCCCCUUUACUGUUUGUGAUUGGGAUGGAGUAUCUAUCUAGAAUUCUAGCUAAAGUUGCCAAGCAGCCAGAUUUUCAAUACCAUCCUAGAUGUGGUAGCUUACAACUAACUCAUAUGUGCUUUGCAGAUGACUUGUUGUUGUUUAGCAAGGGAGAUUUCAAGGCAGCUUAUCUGUUAUUAAGAGGGUUCCAAUUAUUCUCGGAGACAUUUGGUUUGAAGGCUAAUAAGACGAAAUCUUCCAUAUAUGGAGUAGGAAUGCAGGAGGAGAUCUGGUAUCAGCUUACAGAGUUGACUGGCUUCCAGUGA